Molecule: messenger RNA, 2470 nt
Organism: Gossypium raimondii (Peruvian cotton)
Lineage: Eukaryota; Viridiplantae; Streptophyta; Magnoliopsida; Malvales; Malvaceae
Exons: 7
Coding region: 145-2175 (676 amino acids)
Source: RefSeq, a predicted model, not a curated record
AUAUUAUUUUAAAUUUUUUAAAAAGGAAAAAAACCACCACGAGAAAGAACACAUUGUUUCCCGGCACUCAAGUGAUACUCUUCUCUUUGAAAUAUUUCAAUGGAUUCUUAAGGUAAAUCAAGUGCUUGCUCUUGACUAGGUCCGAUGUUUCGCCCUUACACUUAUGGUCCAAGAGCUGCAUGGCUUUGGAUCAUUGAGUACGUAUCAAGCUUUCCCCAGCUAGAUAUUUCCAUUAUAUCCGGUCUGAUUGAAACAGCUCCAAUUUUACCAGAGGACCUAGAAGAAAAUACAAGUGAAAGGGUUGCUUUAAGAUGCUUGGAGGAGUUAUUUGGUCCUCAAAACAGUCAUGGAAGUGUUUCUCCUGUUUCAAGAGCUGUUUUGAAUCCUUCUGCAAGCUGCGAUGAUGUUCUUGAUCACAUACUGUAUCACAUACUGCAAAAGGUCCCAUUAUCUGAUCUGAAAAAUGCUGGACCAGAGCUUUUGAGAUGGGAUGGUCACUCCUUUAUUGAGCAUAAAAGAGCCACCCUACCUAAAUGUGCAUUAGAACAGUUGAAAGAUGUUAUUUUGCUGGACGAUCCUUAUCUUGAUGGCAAUGAAAAUGGGCCUCCAUCACGGUCUGAUGACAGCAAUGAUGAAAAUGGUAAUCAAGAGGGUAACUUGAUUCCACAAAUUAAAAAAAAUGAAGAGUUGCUUGGAAGAAAUCCAAUUCCGUCAAAGAGGUCUAGAGAUGAGUUGGUUGCUGGAAAUUCGAAGGGAGUAGUCAGUGUUAACCAUGGUAGUAUGCAAUGUGAUCUUCAUUUGAAUGCAAAGAAGUCAAAGCUAGUUGCAAAUCCCACUUGUACUAUUCAGGCUGUUGCGGAGCUUCCAAUUCACCUGCAUGGUGAUGAUGAGCAGUUGGAAGAUGAAUCUCAAAGGAUUAUGAAGGUUACUGAAAUAGAGACUAAUAACUUGGGAAAGGUUUCUCAGAUAGGCGAGGGUGAUCAAGAUUUAUGUGUUGCCUCAAGGACCCCUGGGCUGAUGGUCGAGCAAAAGCAUGGAGAUAUAAUUUGCCCAAAUGUUGUGAUUGACGAAUCCAGUCCUGUUGAAAAUGGUGCACCGGUAAAGGAAUCUAGUGGUGAUGCGGGUGGAAAUAUUGAUCAAGAUUUUACAUCAAGUUCCCAAAAUUCUACCUCCGCUGAUGGGUUGCAAGAAAAUGUUGAUCUGAUUGGGGAAAAAGCUGACAUGGAUCAUCCUUGUGUGGAACAAAUAUGCGAAGAUGAAGAUGAGAUCUUUAACAUUUCCUUAAAGAAGAACCUUUUCUUGAGUUCACAGCGCAUGGCAAGUCAAGAUCCUGUGCAAAAUGCUGACUGGACAGAACAAAAUUCUUGUGUCAAGUGUAAUCAAAAUGGUCAGUUGUUGGUCUGUACUUCUAGUGGUUGCCUGCUUGCGGUUCAUGAGAGCUGCUUGAAUUGCCCUGCAAGAUUUGAUGAUAAGGGCCACUUUCUUUGCCCUUUCUGUGCAUGCUCUGUUUCCAUCUCAAAUUACCUAGAAGCUAAGAACAAGAUCAUCUUGGCAAGGAAGAAACUAGUUGCAUUUAUGGGGCUUAUGGGAAAACUUAUUCAGGAGCAGGGGAGGUCUUGGAAUCAUUCAAAAUUAAAUGGCAAUGAAAACCUUGCUGGAAUUCAGGAGAGUGGGCAUCUAGGAAGAGAGCAUGAACACAAACAGGAAGAACUACCAGCCAAGCUUAAAACCUCUGAUGAUAAUCCAACCACUGAAAACACUGAAACUUUCCCCAUAAAUCAGGUAGAAGUUGAAGGACAUGACAUACUAAAGGAAGUUGUAGGGCCUCAGAUUACUGAUGCACGUCAGAAACUUGUCAAUAGUGAUGGAGAGGAAUCAUCUACCAGUGCAGAUGAUAAGUAUAUAAUAUCUAGUCAUUCUACAAGGUCCAAAAAAAGUGAGACAAGGCAAUCAUUCUCGACAACUCGACGAUUGAGGAGAAAGAAAGCUCCAUGGACGAAUGACGAAGAAGAGAUGCUCAAGAAGGGACUGCAGGAGAUUGCAAAUGAGGAUGGGACAGUUCCAUGGAAGAGAAUUUUGGAGUUUGGUACCAAUGUGUUUCUUAUGGAUAGGACUGCAACAGACCUCAAGAAUAAGUGGAGAAGUAUGUGCAAGGGUAGCCCGGGAUGCAAAUGAUAUGAUGUCACAGCCUUGUGAUUUUGCAUCUUAUAUAUCUCGGUUAAGUCAUCUCUUUUUGUUUUAAAGGAAGUAGGUGAGUUCAAUAGCUCUGUUAUGAUUUACUGUAUUCAGGGCUAAAGCAUAAGUAAUAGGAAGUUGGAAAUGGGUUUUCCCCCUGUUUUUGUCUUUUGUGAAAUGACAUACUUGUUUGCCUUUGAUGGAACUGGAAGCCAGUAUUUUGAAUGAUGUUGGUAUAUAUCAUCUAUGUACCUUUGGUCAUCUCAAAUGCUAAGGUAUGGCUAGUUUACUUAAA